GACCUCACAUUAUUUCACGAUUUUGGCAAAUCUCGGCCCGUGAGGAGAAACGGUUCCUUUCUCAUAAUCAAUGCGUGCCUCAAUCGCAAUCCGGGGCGCGAUCAACCACUUUCCAUGAUGGUCAUGUCGCACGGGUCGGCGGUCGCCAAUGUGGUCUAUGCCCUCGCCGCUGUCGCUUUGGCCCUUUGGGCUGGCCCCGUUGCUGCAGAGGAAGUAGAGACCUCGGCGCAUGUGGCCGUCGGAGGCCAGGGAGUCAUUUAUGCCGGCGAUGCUGGCGCACAGUUUGCUUUCCCACUGGGAUCCUAUAAUGGACUGGAAUUUGAAGAUGCCGUGGAUGAAGAAAAGGAGGGAGAGAGUCGAGGACGAGGGCUAGAUUUGGUCCGUCGAGCCCCGACUGGUGUGUCCUCUCUAGGAAACAACCAGUAUCAGGAACGCACGUUGAAGGUGGGCGAAACUCAGCAUUGGUAUUUCCCUAUUGAUUCGACAGCUAGCGAUAGCACCAACGAUACCACUUCAAAGCGAAGCAACGGAGAGAUCGCAACCCGAGCGGCCACCGUCUAUCUGUCCCUCACGGCCUGCUCGAAACCGAGCCUCAACAUAUCGGUAAAUGCGACCAAUGCCUCUUCCCCGGUGCCACAGCUGCAGGUUUACGUCUCCCUAUCCAAUUCCCUUGAGCAGCCGGGCCCCGACAAAGACAGUGCGGAACAACAGGUAAUUGCGGCGGAGGAAGGCUACAUGGGCACGACGCUGGUGGUUGAUGGGAACAUGUACAUUGGCGUGACCGCUCCCAACAGUACGGUGUCUUCGGGGUCGUACACGUAUCAGAUCGCGGUUUCCACCGAUGCCUUCUUCCAUAAUGUGGACACCGAGAACCAACUCGUAUACUUGGUGGACUCGGACACGAACGCCGCACUCCUUACGACGGAUAACCUCACAGACACCGAUCUCGACGCCCAGGAUAUCAACAAAUGGAUGAACAAGACACCCCCGUACACCCUGUUUGCCAACAAUAUGAACAGCACCGCUAUCUCGGGCCUCGAGCGAUCCUUCUGCGCUCUCGAUCGGCUUGCGCAGAUCGGUAUGAGCAACGUGAAGACAAGCAUGACUACCAGGGGUGAUGCUUCUCGACCCAAAGAACAAUUCUAUGCCACCGGCUUCAAUAGAAGUUCCACCUAUCUGGGCAUUCUGGCUCGAUAUGGCAAUUCCACCACUGCCGGAAAUGGAAUAAUUGGUGGCGGGGGAAAGGUCUGGAAGCCGAUGAACUUCACUACUAAGACAGAGGACAACUGUGCGGUCGUGUAUGACCUCACAUUCUGCUCAGAAGUCGCGUAUGCUGUGCCGUCGAACUCCUCCACUCAGACCUCGGCCCUUCGCUCAUUCUAUGACGACAAUGCCGCUUCUCUCUACCAAAACUUCAGUUACUCUCUUCAGCAAGUUCAAUGCAACGCUUCCAGUGAAAGCAUGUUCUCCCUUGCCGUCUCCUGUGACAGCUGCGCGCAGGCCUACAAGCAGUGGCUCUGCGCCGUGACGAUCCCGCGAUGCCAGGACUUUUCGAGCACAGAUUCUUUUCUCCAAGUCCGUAAUGCGGGCCAGACAUUCUUGAACGGCUCCUCAAUCGCCAACAGUGGUCUAUUGACUGACCCAGCCACAAACCGAUCACGAAACUCGUUGAUCGACACUGAGAUACGCCCGGGUCCUUAUAAGGAGAUCUUGCCCUGCCAGGACGUCUGCCACAGCCUGGUCCGAAACUGCCCGUCCGCAAUGGGCUUCAGUUGCCCAGUGGGGCGGUGGUUGAAUUCUUCCUAUGGGGCUCGGGACCCGAGUGGCGAUAUCACCUGCAGUUAUUUGGGAGCUGCAUACUACUUGAACAUGGCAGCAGGCCUCCAUCAGGGUGCGUGGGAUACUCUUUUUGCCUUGACGGUCCUGUGGACCACGAUUUGCGCGCUUGCUCAAGGAGUAUGCUGAGUUACGCUAUCCAAUUGGCCCUGUCACCCCUCCUUCCUGGGGAGGGAAUGAAGGGUCUUGGGAAUGCAUAUGCGUACACAUGGCUUGGUCUGGCCGGUCCCAGCAACCGUGAGA
Molecule: messenger RNA, 2079 nt
Organism: Aspergillus homomorphus CBS 101889
Lineage: Eukaryota; Fungi; Ascomycota; Eurotiomycetes; Eurotiales; Aspergillaceae
Product: MID1 family protein
Exons: 2
Coding region: 115-1965 (616 amino acids)
Biological process (GO): calcium ion import across plasma membrane
Molecular function (GO): calcium channel activity
Source: RefSeq, a predicted model, not a curated record